UUCAGGUAUGAGCACAUUCUGAUGGCUCCGGACCCAGUACCACUGUAUGCUCUGAAACUCUUGGUGGCCUUGACCGAGCACAGCCCUGCUUCUGUGAGCCUCGUGGAAGAAAUCCAUCUUUUUCCAGUUCUUUUCCAAGUCAUUUUGGGACGCCGGGACAGUAUACUUGGGAAUACAAUGCAAACCGUAAUCGCCUUACUGAAUAAUAUCGUUGCUAGCAAAAGUACGAACAUGAUGUUACUCUUCAAAGAAGGACUGGCUCAUCACAUCCGUAAUCUCCUAACAGAAGCUAAGGUUUUGUACUUGGAGGCAGAUGAUAAAAGCAGCACCAAGACAGCAAAUGCUCUGCUCCUGUCCUUGCUUGACAUUUUGCAGUGCAUGCUGAUGUACACAGCAAAUAUUGUGCGCCAGACUUUGCAGGCACAGAAAUCUGGCACAGGAGGGGACACACAGGCUGCCGAAGACCUUCUGCUUAUCAAUAAACCCCUGACGGACCUAAUUAGCCCGCUUAUUCAACUGCUUCCCAGUGAAGAUACUGAAAUAUUUCUGAGUGCUUCACAGUGCUUAUCAUUGCUGGUUCAGCUCUAUGGAGGGAACAGUCAGGACAGUAUGUCUCCAGAAGACAUGGACAGCUUUGCUGAAGUACUGAAGUCCAAAAAAGAUACACGACAACUAAAGCUUUUGUUGAGAAUCGUGAAGAGACUGAUAACUUCAAACAAGAAGCACUUGGAGAGCCUGAAGAAUGAUGGCAAUGCUCUUAUCCAAACUCUAGAGAGCCUGGCCCAAACUGCCAGCUCUCAUGCUGAUGUUGCUGUUUCUUCAUUGGCAUUUGAAAUUCUGAGAACAGUAGGACAUGGAAAUAUCAAGACUGCCAAGUGAGCCGGUUUUGACUGGCCCAUCGAAAUGUGCAGGUUUGUGUGCACUGCUCACCACCUCGGUCCUGCAGGAGCAUCUUCAGAUGAGCUGAGCAGAUGUAACUAAUUUAUCAAGCUGAGUUGUAGCGUAUGUAGGAAUUUGGGAGGGUUCAGGAAGGGAGGGAAGCUGGUUCUAGGGGGUGGUUUGUUUCUUAAACCCCUGUAAGGAUGAAUUCUUGGUUACUACUUUACCUUGUUGGCAUUACAUAAUGCAGCUCAAGUUAUCUGACAGUUUGGAAGUGUAAAUUAAAUAAAUAGUACAGUUAUUUCACAAUA
This is a messenger RNA of Empidonax traillii (willow flycatcher), 1190 nucleotides long. Its product is annotated as serine/threonine-protein kinase ULK4-like. The record is from RefSeq and is a predicted model, not a curated record. NCBI's taxonomy places the organism in Eukaryota, Metazoa, Chordata, Aves, Passeriformes, Tyrannidae. The transcript is spliced from 8 exons. The annotation marks the transcript as partial.